Molecule: messenger RNA, 1317 nt
Organism: Miscanthus lutarioriparius
Lineage: Eukaryota; Viridiplantae; Streptophyta; Magnoliopsida; Poales; Poaceae
Source: the annotation of a GenBank genome assembly
AUGCCAUGGCUGCUGCAGGACGUGGUCAUGGAGCCCCAGCCCGGGUCGCCGACGUCGCCGCCCUUCUCUCCGGGCACGACGUUAUGGGACAAUGCCAGGGCGGUAACACCGUCGGAAGAAACGGCAGCGCCGGACGAGCCAAAGGAGGAGGCGCCGGACGAGACAAAGGAGGAGGCCACGGAACUGGAGCCAGCCAGGAAGUCGACCGCGUCGUCCUCCUCCUCUUCCUCCUCCUCGUCCGCGUCGUCGGCUGAUAUCUCGUGCGACAUCGACAUUGUCGAGCUCGUCAACCCGUUGGCGGCGGCACUGCCGGUGCCGGUGCCGGUGCCGGACGACGAACACGGCGCGGAAGCCAAAGCGGUCGAGUCGGCGAUGCCGGAGGACGAAAGAGCCGCUCCCACCGAACACGGCGCCGAGGCCAAGCCGGCGGACUGCGCGAUGCCGGAGGGCGGACAGGCCGCUCCCGCGGUACACAGCGCGGAGGCCAAGCCGGAUGACUGGGUGACGUGGCCGGAGCCGCCGCCUCCGGCCGUCGACGACUCGUUCGCGUCGUCGGACGGCGGCGGCGGAUCCGGUGCGGCACCGACGGAGGCGCCGCCGCAGGUCCAGACGGUCUCGCCGGCCAACCUCGGAGCGGCGGGAGCGGGGGCGGGGGCGGCCGGGGCCAGCGGGUUCGACCCGGGGAGGAUCCCGGCGUCCGUGUUCCAGCACAGAACGUCGGUGUCGCAGGCCGAGUGGAGCAUGGCGUCCAACGAGUCGCUCUUCAGCAUCCAGGGCGCCAGCGACCUGUACCCCGGCAGCAGGUCGCACUUCGACUUCUACUACGACGAGGCCAUGGCGGAGGCGGCGGACUCCAAGCUGCCGUCCCUCGCGGAGGGCGCGGAGCCCGGGGACGCGCCCGAGUCCAGGGAGUUCGCGGCGCCGGGCAGCGCCGGGCGUGGCAACGCCAAGAGAGCCGCCGUGUUCCGGCAGCACGAGAGCAGCUCCGGAAGCAGCUCCAGCAACUUCUCCUUCGCCUUCCCAAUACUGGCGGAGACGUCGCCGAGGAAGAAGGACGUCGUCAACAGCGCGCUGUACCAGCCGCUGGAGAAGGAGCGCGAGCAGCAGCCGCCGCCGCAGCUCGAGCCCCCCGUGUCGGCCUUCAUGGAGAUGACGACGGAGGAGGAGCGGCGGAAGAGCGACACCGGGUGCUGUUGCUGCGGCUGCUGCUGGUUCGAUUGCUCCUGGUGCUGUCGGUGCCCGUGGUGGCGAUGCGGCUGCUGUUGCAGCUGCUCCUGCCCCAGCUUCUGCCGGUGCAGCUGGUGCCUCUGCUCAUGA